UUCCUACUACAUUCGGCUCAAGCAGAAGCUAGGCAAACCCGUUCGCCUGACCUUUCCAUGCCCACGGCUAGUUUUGUAGUAGAAGCCAACACAGUCACGGUUAUUAGCCAGGGAGUUGCUACUACUUGCUAGGCUUGCUAGGGAGCAUACCAGGUCUACUAGACGCGCUAAGCAGAGUCUAUUACUCUCUAUUACUCACAUUUUAUCGGGUCUUGAAGCCGCUACCCCGCGGGUUUGUCGCUGAUUGGACAAUGGCUACGUUAUUAGUUUUACUAUGCGUACUGGCUUCUUUCACAUCCACGGCUACAGACGGCAUUCAUAAAUUCACGGACCCACGUGAUCGAAGAUGAUAAGAGUUCCGGUGGAUUGGACCAUGCAGUAUCUCCAUGUCAUUGAGUCGUGAUUGGAAUAUCGGAGAUUCGAGGUGGAUUGUUCGCCAUCCCCCUAACCUAGGGAACUUCGUCGAUGCCGUACGAUGCGCCCCCGUCGGCUUUCAACUUGCAGUGCAACUGACGCUGCUGCGAUUCCGGAGAUAAAGAAGCCGCUUAGAAUAACCAGAUGGAUACAUCAGUGUUAGCAAGGUCGUCCCUUCUACCACUUUAUGCAAAUUCGAUAAGCUAUAAAUCUUGCGGCCUUUAUGUCAUAGGCUACAAUGGCCUCUCCCGGAAUCUCGGCAGAGCACACAUGUACUCGACCACGAGAGCAUUGAACUCAUCCACAACUAGAAACCUUCAUUCUUCUUCGACAAGGUCUUCGCCUCCCGUAGCAUCUUCUGCACCCCAAGUUUCCUUGGCCGGCACAGCAUCAGAAAGCCACAUUCCCACAGAUUUUCCAACCCAAGCACCUCCAAUGUCUAAGUCGGCCCCCUUAUCAGUGCUUCCUUUGUCCACGGUAAUCCGAAAUCUAGCCACGACUAGUAUUUCAUCGUCACGAGUCCUCCUCCCCCCUUCCCUCGCCAUCAUGAAUGUGCUUGCCCAUUCCAACAAAGGGAUCCUCAACCCAGACAAGAACCCACUGCUCCGCUGGUUCUUGAAGAAAACCUUUUAUUCUCAGUUUUGUGCUGGAGAGAAUCCCGCUGAGGUCCGCCGCACUAUCGACGGCCUCAAGAAUAUCGGUUUCACUGGCGUAAUCCUAGGCUAUGCUCGCGAGAUCGUACUAAGCGACUCACAAACACGCACCCUUUCCCCCUGCGACGAAGGCCCCCUUGCCGCCGAAUGUCUGCGCAACGAGAUUGGUCCUUGGGCUGCUGGUACCUUGGAAACAGUGCGACUCGCUCAACCCGGUGACUUCGUUGCCUUGAAGUUCAGCGGCGCAGGACGACAAGCAUUGUACGCGCUUAAGAACCGCCUACCCCCGCCGAAGCACCUGCGUCAGGCCAUCGACGAGAUUUGCGCGGCUGCUGCCAAACAAAAUGUCCCGCUACUCUUCGAUGCCGAGCAGAUGGCUGUCCAGGCCGGCAUCGACGACUGGACUCUUGAAUACCAGCGUAAACACAACAAGAUCCCCGGCCAUGCUAUCAUCUACGGAACCUACCAGGCAUACCUCAAGUCCACACCGCACACGCUUUCGGCGCAUCUCGCAGCUGCGGCUAAGGACAACUUCACACUCGGUGUCAAGCUCGUGCGCGGCGCGUACCUAGGCGCCGAUCCCAGGUAUAUCAUUCACGAUACCAAAGAGCAGACCGAUGCAGCCUACGACAGCAUCUCGACAAGCCUCAUCUGCCGACAAUGGGGAGAAACUCUACAGCCAGAGAACGGAGCGGCAACGUCAUUCCCACGCGUCAGCGUCGUCCUCGGAUCGCACAACCUCGAGUCGGUGCGACGCGCGCGCACGACCCGCGAAAGCCCCGAGGCCGACCGCAACACCGAACUAGCCAUCGCACAGCUCCAGGGCAUGGCCGACGAGAUCAGCUGCGAGCUAGUUCUCGCGGCGAAGGAGAAGCGCGCGGUCGUGGCGAAGGGCAACGACGAUACACCCAAGGCGUACAAGUACAUCGUCUGGGGCACCACCGGCGAGUGCAUGAAGUACCUGCUCCGCAGGGCGUACGAGAACAGGGAUGCGGUGGCCAGGACGAGGAGUGGACGUGAUGCGAUGUGGGCUGAGGUUGUGAGGAGGGUAAGGGGGAGUCUGGGGUUGGGGGCUGCUUAGAGGUACCUGGGCAUGGGACUGACUUCCUUUUGAGGAGCGGGGACGGAGAUGGGGAUAACGCCUCACAAAAGACAAAAGCAUGACAUUGCGCAGGAGUGAAAUGAAGUUAUGAAUUGAUACCACGGGUGGAGUGGUCGGGGCACCCCCCCUUUUUUUUUUCCCUUUUUAAGGUAUCGCGUUUAGGUACCUACAGUGUGUUUACUUUUUUGUUAUUGGGAUUCCUCAUUGCUAUGUACUGGGCUAGGUGGGUAGGUAGGGAGGCGGGUAGAUCAAAGGAUUUGAUCGAAACGGGUUGGUUGCUUUGAGUUUGAGGGAGGGGAGGGGGUGCUCUGAUAGGUUAGGUACCGCUUAACUAGGUAGUAGGUACGAUUAGCCGCCUACCAUGUAUUUUG
This is a messenger RNA of Hypoxylon fragiforme, 2540 nucleotides long. RefSeq names its product proline dehydrogenase. Bases 559 to 2148 code for a protein of 529 amino acids. Gene Ontology annotation, molecular function: FAD binding; proline dehydrogenase activity. The transcript has 2 exons. Lineage: Eukaryota; Fungi; Ascomycota; Sordariomycetes; Xylariales; Hypoxylaceae. Gene Ontology annotation, cellular component: mitochondrion. The record is from RefSeq and is a predicted model, not a curated record.